Messenger RNA from Pongo pygmaeus (Bornean orangutan), 2752 nucleotides. RefSeq names its product C-X-C motif chemokine ligand 9 (gene CXCL9). The record is from RefSeq and is a predicted model, not a curated record. The transcript is spliced from 4 exons. Gene Ontology annotation, molecular function: chemokine activity. Gene Ontology annotation, biological process: immune response; defense response; chemotaxis. Lineage: Eukaryota; Metazoa; Chordata; Mammalia; Primates; Hominidae. The coding region runs from base 61 to 429 and encodes 122 amino acids. Gene Ontology annotation, cellular component: extracellular region.
AAAGAAUUUCUCAGGCUCAAAAUCCAAUACAGGAGUGACUUGGAGCUCCAUUCUAUCACUAUGGAGAAAAGUGGUGUUCUUUUCCUCUUGGGCAUCAUCUUGCUGGUUCUGAUUGGAGUGCAAGGAACCCCAGUAAUGAGGAAUGGUCGCUGUUCCUGCAUCAGCACCAACCAAGGGACUAUCCACCCACAAUCCUUGAAAGACCUUAAACAAUUUGCCCCAAGCCCUUCCUGCGAGAAAAUUGAAAUCAUUGCUACACUGAAGAAUGGAGAUCAAACAUGUCUAAACCCAGAUUCAGCAGAUGUGAAGGAACUGAUUAAAAAGUGGGAGAAACAGGUCAGCCAAAAGAAAAAGCAAAAGAAUGGGAAAAAACAUCAAAAAAAGAAAGUUCGAAAAUCUCAACGUUCUCGUCAAAAGAAGACUACAUAAGAGACCACUUCACCAAUAAGUAUUCUGUGUUAAAAAUGUUCUAUUUUAAUUAUACCGCGAUCAUUCCAAAGGAGGAUGGCAUGUAAUACAAAGGCUUGUUAAUUUGACUAGAAAAUUUAAAACAUUACUCUGAAAUUGUAACUAAAGUUAGAAAGUUGAUUUUAAGAAUCCAAACGUUAAGAAUUGUUAGAGGCUAUGAUUGUCUUUGUUCUUCUACCACCCACCAGUUGAAUUUCAUCAUGCUUAAGGCCGUGAUUUUAGUAAUACCCGUGUCUACACAGAUGUUCACACAACCACAUCCCACUCACAACAGCUGCCUGGAAGAGCAGCCCUAGGCUUCCACGCACUGCAGCCUCCAUAGAGUAUCUGAGGCAUGUGUCAGCAAGUCCUAAGCCUGUUAGCAUGCUGGUGAGCCAAGCAGUUUGAAAUUGAGCUGGACCUCACCAAGCUGCUGUGGCCAUCAACCUCUGUAUUUGAAUCAGCCUACAGGCCUCACACACAAUGUGUCUGAGAGAUUCAUGCUGAUUUGUUGUUGGGUAUCACCACUGGAGAUCACCAGUGUGUGGCUUUCAGAGCCUCCUUUCUGGCUUUGGAAGUCAUGUGAUUCCAUCUUGCCCGCUCAGGCUGACCACUUUAUUUUUUUUUUUCCCCUUUGCUUCAUUCAAGUCAGCUCUUCUCCAUCCUAGCACAGUUCAGUGCCUUUCUCCUCUCCAGUGCACCUGUCAUAUGCUCUGAUUUAUCUGAUCAACUCCUUUCUCACCUUGUCCCCAACACCCCACAGAAAUGCUUUCUUCUCCCAAUUCAUCCUCACUAAAUCCAGCUUAGUUCAAGUCCUGCCUCUUAAAUAAACCUUUUUGGACACACAAAUUAUCUUAAAACUCCUAUUUCACUUGGUUCAGUACCACAUGGGUGAACGCCCAAUGGUUAACUAAUUCUUGGGUGUUUAUCCUAUCUCUCCAACCAGAUUGUCAGCUCCUUGAGGGCAAGAGCCACAGUAUAUUUCCCUGUUUCUUCCACAGUGUUUAAUAAUACUGUGGAACUAGGUUAUAAUAAUUUUUAAUUGAUGUUGUUAUGGACAGGAUGGCAAUCAGACCAUUGACUCAGAGCAGGUGCUGGUUCUUUCCUGGCUACUCCAUGUUGGCUAGCCUCUGGUAACCUCUUACUUAUUAUCUUCAGGACACUCACUACAGGGACCAGGGAUGAUGCAACAUCCUUGUCUUUUUAUGACAGGAUGUUUGCUCAGCUUCUCCAACAAUAAGAAGCACGUGGUAAAACACUUGCGGAUAUUCUGGACUGUUUUUAAAAAAUACACAGUUUACCGAAAAUCAUAUAAUCUUACAAUGAAAAGGACUUUAUAGAUCAGCCAGUGACCAACCUUUUCCCAACCAUACAAAAAUUCCUUUUCCCGAAGGAAAAGGGCUUUCUCAAUAAGCCUCAGCUUUCUAAGAUCUAACAAGAUAGCCACGAAGAUCCUUAUCAAAACUUAUUUUAGGGAAAUAUGAGUUUUAUUGUCCAUUUACUUGUUUCAGAGUUUGUAUUGUGAUUAUCAAUUACCACACCAUCUUCCAUGAAGAAAGGGAAUGGUGAAGUACUAAGUGCUAGAGGAAGCAGCCAAGUCGGUUAGUGGAGGCAUGAUUGGUGCCCAGUUAGCCUCUGCAGGUCGUGGAAACCUCCUUCCAGAGGAGGUUCAAUGAAUUGUGUAGGAGAGGUUGUCUGUGGCCAGAAUUUAAACCUAUACUCACUUUCCCAAAUUGUAUCACCGCUCACACUGCUGAUGAUUUAGAGUGCUGUCCAGUGGAGAUCCCACCUGAACGUCUUAUCAUGAAACUCCCUAGUUCCUUCCAUGUAACUUCCCUGAAAAAUCUAAGUGUUUCAUAAAUUUUAGAGUCUGUGACCCACUUACCUUGCAUCUCACAGGUAGACAGUAUAUAACUAACAACCAAAGACUACAUAUUGUCACUGACACACACAUGUUAUAAUCAUUUAUCUUAUAUAUACAUACACACAUAUAUUCUCAAAGCAAAUAAUUUUUAACUUCAAAACAGUAUUGACUUGUAUACCUUGUAAUUCAAAACAUUUUCUUUGUUAAAAUAGAAUGGUAUCAAUAAAUAGACCAUUAAUCAGAAAACAGAUCUUGAUUUUUUUUUGUGUUGAAUGUACCCUUCAACUAUUGAAUGUUUAAUAGUAAAUCUCAUACGUCCUUAUUACUUACUUUUCAGCUUUCUCUCAAAUAAAGUGUAACACUAGUUGAGAUAAUACAUGAAAGCUCUUUAAAGGGCCCAUCGGGGACAGGAAAAAAAACCUAGGGAAAAUAUGACAACAC